UUUUUGUACCUGUUGUUUUCAAAGACUCGACAUUUUUACAAAAAUGUAUUCUCUCGCAAUAUUUUUUGCGUUAUGUGCCUUUUCUUAUGCCAAUAUUUUUAACAUGUCUAUGGAUGAAAUAAAUAGGGCUGAAUAUGUUUUAGAAGGUAUUGAUAUGGCAGUGGAUAAACUAAAUUCACGACACGAUAGAAGAGAAAAUCAAUACAGGUUGGUAUUGGAUUCAAUUCUAAAAGGUAAUCGUCAUGUAACAACAGGGCAACUUGGAAACUACUACUACAUUUACGUAAAAAUGGUCGAAACAUGGUGCCCGAAUACAGAUGCAAAUGACCGAAAGAAAGUUAAUGAAUGUUUAACUAAAGAAGGAGGUUCAGUUAAAGAGUGUAAAUUUGAAUUACAUACAAUGCCAUGGUCUCCAGACAAGUCCAAAAAAGUCCGUGUCACUCAUAUUUUCUGUUAAAAAACUAUGUUAUAUUGUAAAACAUCAAUGCAAAUAUAUUGUUUUUUAAAAAAUAUUUUAUAAAACAUCAAUGCAAGUAUAUUGCUUUUUAAAAAAAUAUUUUUUUAAAAUAAUAGUUAUAUAAAGACUUCAAUAACAAUCAGAAAAAGAA
Hydra vulgaris (swiftwater hydra) is the source of this 608-nucleotide messenger RNA. NCBI's taxonomy places the organism in Eukaryota, Metazoa, Cnidaria, Hydrozoa, Anthoathecata, Hydridae. The record is from RefSeq and is a predicted model, not a curated record.